This is a messenger RNA of Callorhinchus milii (elephant shark), 880 nucleotides long. It is a transcript of the gene ppib, whose product is annotated as peptidylprolyl isomerase B (cyclophilin B). Lineage: Eukaryota; Metazoa; Chordata; Chondrichthyes; Chimaeriformes; Callorhinchidae. Gene Ontology annotation, molecular function: peptidyl-prolyl cis-trans isomerase activity. Gene Ontology annotation, cellular component: intracellular membrane-bounded organelle. Gene Ontology annotation, biological process: protein folding; protein peptidyl-prolyl isomerization. The record is from RefSeq and is marked provisional.
ACACACAGUCCGGGCCUCGGUCUCUCGCCCUCUCGAUGCGCGCCAUCCCCGCCGACAUGAAGCUGCUGCUCGUCACGGCGCUGCUCGCCGCCUCCAUCAUCUUCCUGCUCUUCCCCAGCGGCUCCGAGGCCGACGAGAAGAAAAAGGGCCCGAAAGUAACAGUCAAGGUGUAUUUCGAUCUAAGGAUAGGAGACGAAGAUGCAGGUCGCAUUGUCUUUGGUCUUUUUGGAAAGACCGUUCCAAAGACGGUUGAGAAUUUCGUAGCAUUAGCAACCGGAGAGAAAGGAUUCGGUUACAAGGAUAGCAAAUUCCACCGAGUGAUCCCAAACUUUAUGAUCCAGGGUGGAGACUUCACUCGUGGGGACGGCACUGGUGGUAAGAGUAUUUAUGGCGAUCGAUUUCCUGAUGAAAACUUCAAGCUGAAGCACUAUGGACCUGGCUGGGUCAGCAUGGCCAAUGCUGGCAAGGACACGAAUGGCUCCCAGUUCUUUAUUACCACAGUGAAGACUUCCUGGCUGGAUGGGAAGCACGUAGUCUUUGGGAAAAUCCUGGAGGGAAUGGAUGCUGUUGACAAAAUAGAGCACGCAAAAACAGACGCCAAAGACAAACCGUUGAAAGAUAUAAUUAUUGCUGACUGCGGUGUGAUCGAGGUAGAGAAGCCCUUUGCAAUUGCCAAAGAAUAACAUCUUACAAGGUCUGGAUCGGAGAGUUUGUUGCUGCAGGGUCUGUACUUCUGGCCUCAAAGCUGUAAGAUGCAUCUUAAAUUCAUUGUUAUUCAGCCAUCUGUUUAACGUAAACUGCUAUUGGACCAACUGGGGCUUAGAGAUAAUUCCAACAUCGCAAAUUUGUAAAAGAAACUUAAUAAAUGACUUUUGUAAUG